CUGUACAGAGGGUUAUCCAAAUUCUCCUAGUUGUAAAGUACUGGGAUCCAUCAUCUACACAGGGUCAUCAGUCUAACACAUCGCAGAAGGAGUUAGGGGGGCAUGGAGUCAUUUCUGUCCAGACCAUGGACACCACAUCCCACAAACACCUGAAUGAGCUGGACUUGGUGCUGAAAGAAGAAGGUCUCAUACCUGUGCCAGGGUCCACCGGGAAGGAAAUCAAGAAAGACGAACUGUUCAAGAAACUGGACUCUACCGAAGAAAACAUCACAAAGGAGAAGAAAGAGAAAAGUUCUGUAGUGACGGGACAGCUUCCAGUUGAUAAAUUCCCUGGUGACAUUGUAGACCUUACCAAAAACCUCAUAAUCCCCAAAACAAGCCCAUUGCCAACUCCCAUGAUGAAUGUGUCCUCUAACUUACUGACACGUACUGCAGAAACGGUAGUACCAAGACUAGAGACAAGUACAACAAUGCAACCUACCUCAUCCAAAGAUGACUACCCAAUAGGGGGAUCAGGAGACACUGGAGUUAUACAGGUGACUUAUCCUUCAAGUGGAAAGAUAAAGAAGACAGCCGUCCGGGGGUAUCCAGGACCACGUGGUCCUCCUGGCUGUCCUGGUCGGCCCGGAUUUCGUGGCCCUAAAGGAGAAAAGGGGUAUCCUGGUGUUAUGGGACGUAUGGGGAUGGGAGGGAAUCCCGGCCCCCGUGGACCACCGGGAUUACCCUCCAUAAUGAUAUGGAGCAACUCCCCUGAGGACUGGGCAGCAUUCUUUCAAACGUCAUUCUAUCAGCUCCUGCAUGCCGGCUGGCCUAGAAGUCGUGGUCCUCCAGGUCUCCCUGGUAUACAUGGAAGGCCAGGCACUCCGGGUAUGACUGGAUCCCCGGCUUGGCCAGGAGUGAAGGGGCAGCGUGGGGAUAUGGGGAUGCCAGGCCCUCCAGGGAUGCAAGGAAUAGCUGGUACUCCUGGACGGGAUGGAGAUAACGGGCUAGAUGGGAAACCAGGAGCUCACGGAAUACCAGGACCAAAGGGAGUCCAAGGCUUUAAAGGAGAUCCAGGUCUUCCAGGAGACAGAGGAGAAGAAGGUUUUCUUGGAGCUCCUGGAUCCAACGGGGAAAAAGGUAUCAAAGGAAUAAAGGGUAGAAAAGGGGACCCCGGACCCCCAGGGCUGAUAGGGGUGCAGGGUCCCAUGGGACAAAAAGGACCCCAGGGUGACCAAGGAAUUCCAGGAGUAAUGGGAGAAGUCGGUCUUCCUGGGCCCCAGGGCCCCCCUGGUCCAGAGGGUGAACAAGGACAACCAGGAUGCCCAGGUCCCCAGGGCAUAAAUGGGUCUCAGGGAGAUCAAGGACCUGCAGGAGUUGGUGGUCACCCUGGACCUCAGGGCCCUCCUGGGUUGGAAGGACUAUGUGGACCACCGGGCCAUAGAGGACCACAGGGCAUGAAAGGCGAUGAAGGACCACCAGGUCAGAAAGGAGACGCGGGAGAAGCAGGGUUCCCAGGUUUGCGUGGGGAACGAGGACCAGAAGGACCUAUGGGAUUAAUUGGAUGGCCUGGAAUGACUGGGCUGCCAGGAGACAAGGGCCAGCCUGCUGCAGAAGGAGAGAAAGGAGAUCCAGGAAUCCAAGGAGACAAGGGAUCUUCUGGACCACCAGGCUCAAAAGGUCCUCCUGGGGAACAAGGACAACCUGGACUUACAGGCUUCCCAGGACCUAAGGGACUUAUGGGCACAUCUGGAGCAUUGGGUGAUGAAGGACAAGUAGGACCUCCUGGUGAAAAUGGUAGUGAUGGACCAAAGGGAAACCGUGGACCAGAUGGACCAAAGGGAAUGACAGGACCAAGAGGAAACAGGGGACGUACGGGACAGAGAGGUCUUGUCGGAUUACCAGGACCUCCAGGUCAUCGGGGUCUUCCAGGUCGAGGGGGCGCAGAAGGACUGCCUGGUAUACAGGGAACGCCAGGUGCAGCAGGGGCUCCUGAGAGCCGGGGCCCCCCAGGCAUAGCAGGACAUCGUGGGGAGAUAGGCAGAGAUGGACAUCCAGGCCCGCCAGGUGUUCCUGGUAGGCCAGGGCCAGAUGGGGAGCCGGGACCUAUGGGAGAAAGGGGAUUUACAGGAAAACAAGGUCCUGAAGGACCCCAAGGACCUGUGGGCAUGUAUGGUUUUCCAGGCCCUUCUGGUCAAAGGGGUCGAACAGGAUACCCUGGUGAAAAGGGGGAGAUUGGCCCGUCUGGAAUGCCAGGACCUCCAGGAAAAGUUGGCUCAAAGGGACCACUUGGUUCUCAAGGAGAAAGAGGACCUACUGGGCCACCGGGUCGUAUGGGUGAGACAGGUGACAAGGGCCUACCCGGAACACCAGGUCCACCUGGUAAUCCAGGAUCUGAUGGGGAGAUUGGGAAGACUGGGCCUCCAGGAGAACCUGGCCCCCGUGGAACUGAAGGCGCUGUUGGACCUAUAGGAUAUACAGGUCGAGAUGGACCUGCUGGGGUUGAGGGCCCUCCUGGUGAGAAAGGAGAGAAGGGCUUGGUUGGACCAAUUGGAGGCCAAGGGGUCAGUGGGCUGGAUGGGGAGCAGGGUGCGCCAGGUUCUACCGGAACUGAAGGUCCAGUGGGAAGGAAAGGAGAACAGGGUGACGCUGGUCCUCCAGGAAGCAUAGGGCCAGUUGGACCUAUUGGUGAGCCAGGAGAAAGAGGUCAACCAGGUCUGACGGGUCCUCCAGGAGUGCCAGGAAAGGAGGGAGAUGUAGGUGAAAUUGGAGAUAUUGGAGAUCCUGGCCCCCUUGGAGAAAAGGGAGAAUUAGGACCGUAUGGUAGUAGUGGAAAUCCUGGGCCAAGUGGCAUUAUGGGAGAAAGGGGAGCUCGAGGCCCAAAGGGUGAGAAGGGGCUGAUCGGACAUCCGGGUCAACCAGGAUUGAUGGGAGUACCUGGACCUCAUGGACCUAUUGGAGAAAUGGGACCACCUGGGAAACUGGGAAGCUUGGGACAAGAUGGGCCACGAGGAAUAAAGGGUGAUAUAGGCCAUCCAGGUAUAACUGGCGACCCUGGACCGCAAGGAGGACCGGGACCCCAUGGAACAAAAGGAGAAAAGGGUGACCAGGGCCACAGUGGAAACCCGGGUCCAGCAGGUCCACCUGGAAAUAAAGGUCUACUAGGUUCCCAAGGGAUCACAGGACUUGAAGGCCAAAAGGGUGACACAGGAACAGAGGGUAUUCCUGGAGUUCAGGGACCACUAGGAGCUAGCGGUGAGACUGGAGCAACAGGAGCCCCUGGCAGAGAGGGUGCACCUGGUGAAAAGGGACAACCUGGGAAACUAGGGGAACCUGGACAAGUGGGACCCCCUGGAAACCCUGGCCAUGAAGGAAGACCUGGACAGAAGGGCGUGAAGGGUGACGGGGGGAAAAAUGGACGUCCUGGCACUCCUGGAAGUCCUGGCAGGAAGGGUAAAAGAGGGAAAGCAGGUCCAAGACCAACACGGGGAGCUCAUGGUCUCAAGGGUGCAAAGGGACGACGAGGACCUGAGGGCCCCCCAGGACCAAGAGGACCAUAUGGUAUUCCUGGACUUAGGGGGCAGAAAGGAAUUCCAGGUCCCAAAGGGCUGAAGGGUGAAGUGGGCAUGGAUGGACCAUUAGGACCAAAAGGAGAAGAUGGACUGAAGGGAAAACAAGGUCCCAUGGGGAAUACUGGUGCUCCGGGGGAGAAAGGAGAUGAGGGAGUAAUUGGGCCUCCUGGGCCUCGAGGUGUUCCUGGGCCUCAGGGUCCACCGGGACCAGAGGGGAUGCAGGGCCCAAAAGGUUUCCAGGGAGAACAAGGACCACCAGGCCCUCCAGGAACACCAGGUCCACCGGGUGUGCCUGGACCUCCGGGACCUUCUCUGAGCAAAAGUGCUCAGAGUCUAAGGCGUCUUCUCCCCAACUCUGGAGUCUGGAAUGACUUAGUCCCAUUGGAUCUCAUUCAUCGUCUGGAAGAAGACUUGAAGCUCUUGUCUGCUCCACCAAAUGGGACCAAGGAAAAUCCUGCAAGCACCUGCAAAGAGCUGCACCUUGUCCAUCCUGAACUGCCGGACGGUUAUUACUAUAUUGAUCCAAACCAAGGAAGUCCCCAGGACUCUUUUCUAGUAUACUGCAAUUUUACGGCUGCAGGAGAAACCUGUGUACCUGCACAACAGAGCCAAAUCCCAGUGAAGCCAUGGCUGCAGAGUUACCAGUCACAGCACGGAUUCCAGUGGGUCAGCUCUCUUCCUGGGGGGUUCUCUUUUAUGUACAGCGAGCUCAAUGUGGUUCAGCUGCGCUUCCUUAGGCUGCAGAGUCUGCGCGUACGUCAGCAGUUGAGAUACAUAUGCGUGGCCCAGCCUGAACGUCCUGCCGCGGACAAGAAUGUCAAAUUUCUGGCUGACACAAGGGACCAAAGCUUCUUGGUGACACUACAGGGAUGUGAGGGUGGAGAAUCAUUUAACAGAACAGAGACCCUCCUCCAUUUUGAACCCACGGACCUCUCUCUACUUCCAGUUCGGGACUUGGCCCUAUUUCAUGACGGGGACGAAGACCACCUCUAUGGCUUCUUUCUGGGCCCGGUGUGCUUCAGCUGAGGAUCAGUAUUCUCCCUUUUGAACUUUGACAACCCACCCCCAGGUCGAGGGUGGAAGCCCUUACAUUAUUUAUACAGGAAGAUUUUAGAUGGGCCUCUUACCCCUCUCUCAGGAAGGGAGACUAAUAUUGGUUUACAGUGGAACUCUUGGUGCUCUGAAGUCUAAACCUUCACCCAAAUCUCCUGGCGAGAUCCAUACACACCUCAAGACUUCCACCUCACCGAACACACCAGGACUUAUGUUCUCAGGGGAGAAGUCUAACCUCUUAAUGCACUUAUUUAUCAACUUUAUUUGGUGUCCUGUGGAGAAUUGGUGCUUUAUAUGUUGUUUCUUUUAAUUUGUAGAAGGACGUGUAUAUAACUAGUGAUUGGAUUGUGCCGGUUCACCCAUUACCAUUUGCCAACCAGUCUUGACAACUCGGUCUUCCAUAGGGAAUGAGAUUAAUCCCCUGUAAUGUCCUAUGAUCAAGAAUUCAGGGUCAUAUAUUUCUAGCUUACAGUGCACAUUAUAGACAUUGAUAUGAAGCAGAAAACUGUCUCAGGUGGGAUCAUGUCCGUGGGGUGAACGAAAACCUCCUGGUAUUCAUUUGAGAGGUGUGGAACCAAUGAAAAAAAUGAUUUAUUAUGACAUAUAGAAGACUCUCCGCAAGAAAGUCUGGAGAAUAAUAUGUGCCAUGUGUCAAGAUAAUAUGUGCAGACCCCAUGGAUGCUAUGGGACACAGAAAGAGUAGCCCAGAUCUGGUUGAAACCUCCUCUUCCUAUGGGUGAUUUGCCUGCAGCGUUUUGCUGUCCGCUUGACGAAACUGAGCCAAACGGAUCCGUCCUGGCACACAAUGUAAGUCAAUGGGGACGGAUCCUUUUUC
Bufo bufo (common toad) is the source of this 5439-nucleotide messenger RNA. RefSeq names its product collagen alpha-1(I) chain-like. Gene Ontology annotation, molecular function: extracellular matrix structural constituent. The transcript is spliced from 63 exons. The record is from RefSeq and is a predicted model, not a curated record. Bases 126 to 4577 code for a protein of 1483 amino acids. Lineage: Eukaryota; Metazoa; Chordata; Amphibia; Anura; Bufonidae.